CACGUUUCGCGGACGCCGGUUGACUGUUCCCGUACUUGUCGUCGUCGUACCUCACACCACAAACACACGCGCUCCAGAUAACACUACUCACGCUGUUGUCGCGCGCUUUACUUUAUCGGUCGGCCGUCCCGACGGUUUUCACGCGAUUUAUUUUAUAAAAUUUUAAUUAUUAUCGUUCUCGUCUGCCCCGCGGAAUAAAAAUUUACAAACUUUUUUCGUAAUUUUUAUUCUCCCGCCGAUAUUUUUUGCGUACCUUUGUGCCGUUUCUUUAUAAACAAUUAUACAUACUUUUUACGUGUAUUUUUUUUUUUUGUAUUUUGAAUUAUUUUUAUUUUCACGUGUUUUUUCUGUUGACUCGUUUCGCUUUUACGGAACUUAAUUUUCGCUAAUAUUCUGGCUCUCGAAGACAUGGUUGAAGAAUCAACAAACACUUGAAAAAUUCCGAAUCCUCAGCAAGUAUACAUCAGACUGUACAAUACACAUAGUCGUUGACGUGCCCCAGGAGCUUUAGUAGCGGAAGAAGUAGCGGCCUGUUUAACGCCGCCCACUUGCGAACAAAUCGACUAUCGUAUUUAUAAUAUAAAACGCACCGAAAGCAUCAUGGAGGUGGGUCUGAAGAAAGACUCGCCAGUCACAUACAGCAACGGAAAGCGUCUGUUCACCAUCGACCAGAAGGUGGAUGCGCUGGUCCGCAUCAAGAUGACCGGAUGUUCAAAAGCCGAGGUGGCCAGGAGCCUACACGUAGCCGAGUCCACGUUCCGCGGCUGGUUUAAGAACAAGGACAUUGUCAUGAAAGCAGAGGCCAAAUACAACGAGAUGAAGUCAAAGUCUUCGUCCACGUCAUCGGACGGUUACAAGUCGGACGACAAUUCCAAAUCGUUUUCUGUCGACGGCUCUGACAACAAUUCAUCGACGUACACUGAUGAGCGGGAGGGAAGCUCGUCCCGGUUCAGCAGCCCAGAUCCAUGCGUGUCCACUUCAGUUCGCUGCAGUCCCGAGAGACUUCAUCACAAGCUCAAGCUUAAGAAACAACAGCUCAACAAUACUUUGUGCUUGAACAACAACAACAAUGUUGUCGGUGGCUUGCUCGGUGGUGGUUUGAUGGGAAGCGGUCUCAACGGUGGUCUCAAUGCUGGUCUCAACGGUGGUCUCAAUGCUGGUCUCAACGCUGGACUUAAUGCCAGCCUCAAUGCCAGCCUCAACGCAAGUCUCAGCGCCGGUUUCAACGCUAGUCUCAGCGCAAGUUUUAACGCGAGUCUCAGUGCUGGUCUCAACGCAAGUCUCAGUGCCGGUCUCGGCGCAGCUGGACUUGGCGGUGGCCAUGGCGUUGUCGGACUUAACGGUGGCCUGAAUGGUCUUAAUGGCGGUCUUAAUGGUGGUCUUAAUGGUGGUCUUAAUGGUGGUCUUAAUGGUGGUCUUAAUGGUGGUCUUAAUGGUGGUCUUAAUGGUGGCCUCAGCCUUAAUCAGCAACAGCAACAAUUGCAACAUCAUUUGACGCAGCUAGCCCAUCACCCGCUCCAUCACAACAUGUCGCUUGGCAGCCUCAAGAGUAGCAACGUCGCCGCCGCAGCAGUUGCCGCCGCAGCCGCCGCCGCAGCUGCCGCCGAUCACGCGAGUCUCAGGCUGAGCCCCGCUGAAAUCCAAACCAAAAUUAACAACUACUUUAGCCCGUCCCCAAUACAGACGGCUCCGCUACCAGGUUCAGUCAACUUUCUCACUCCGAAUUUCACUGCGGAAAAUUCCUACAACAAGUCGAGCAGUUUCAUCAACACCAUGGUGACGGCCACGCUGAUGGAGCCGCAGGCAUUGGACUUGUCCACACACUCAAGGAAUAAGUGUAAGGAUUGCAAACCGUCAUUUACCGCAACCAUGGUCACAAACACCUCUACCACUACACAACCGAGCUCGAAAAUACUGAGGCACAACUCUUACAGGAACCUGUACAAGCCAUAUAAUAGCAGGUGCACCGACGACAUCGUACAUAUUACACAAGGUAUUAACCCCAAGAACCCAUUGUGGCAAUUGUAAACCAAAAAGGAAAAACCUAAAACUACAUGUCGUCAACAUCUUAUC
Molecule: messenger RNA, 2073 nt
Organism: Diuraphis noxia (Russian wheat aphid)
Lineage: Eukaryota; Metazoa; Arthropoda; Insecta; Hemiptera; Aphididae
Molecular function (GO): DNA binding
Source: RefSeq, a predicted model, not a curated record